AUGGGCGCUUCUUCGAGUAUACUCAAUGACUUUAAGGAGGAUACAAAUUUCAGCAUCGAAGAAAUCGAUCGAUUGCGCAAAAGAUUUAUGAAGCUAGAUAAGGACGGGUCAGGUGAAAUAGACAAGAAUGAGUUUUUAUCGAUCCCUGGUAUUUCCUCAAACCCGCUUGCUGCAAGGCUAAUGGAUGUAUUUGACAAAGACGGCGAUGGCCAAAUUGAUUUCCAAGAAUUCAUCACCGGACUCAGUGCAUUUAGUGGUAAAUCUUCAGCGUUGGAGAAAUUGCGGUUCGCAUUUAAUAUCUACGAUAUCGACCGUGAUGGAUAUAUAGGUAAUGGAGAGUUAUUCAUAGUGAUGAAGAUGAUGGUGGGGAAAAACUUGCAGGAUGAAGAAUUGCAGCAAAUUGUGGACAAAACAAUGAUGGAGGCAGAUAAAGAUGGGGACGGGAAAUUGAACUUUGAAGAGUUUAAACAGGCAGUGGAUAGCAAUUCUAUUGCCAAUACAUUAACCUUGAAUAUGUUCUAG
This is a messenger RNA of Lodderomyces elongisporus, 522 nucleotides long. RefSeq names its product calcineurin regulatory subunit B (gene CNB1). NCBI's taxonomy places the organism in Eukaryota, Fungi, Ascomycota, Pichiomycetes, Serinales, Debaryomycetaceae. Gene Ontology annotation, biological process: calcineurin-mediated signaling; protein dephosphorylation. The record is from RefSeq and is a predicted model, not a curated record. Gene Ontology annotation, molecular function: calcium ion binding; calcium-dependent protein serine/threonine phosphatase regulator activity; phosphatase binding. The coding region runs from base 1 to 522 and encodes 173 amino acids. The transcript has a single exon. Gene Ontology annotation, cellular component: calcineurin complex.